AUGAAGCCUAACAGAAAGACCCAAAUCGCCAUUUUUCCAACUUCAUUCGGCCACCAGAAUGCUGCCGCGUUGACUAACCAUAAUGUUGGCCCUGCAGCUGUUGCAGCCGUGAGCAAGGACAAGUUAUACCAUGCGCCUCAUGUCAAGAGCAACGAGGAGCGCGUCUCAGUUGCGGACUCCGCAAAAGACCAUCUUUCCCCGCAAAACGACGAUACCUCCGACCGCCCCUUGGAUGUCGAAAAGGGCUUACCGUGGAAAGACUACCAUGCGGAAUAUAAGCUACAUGAUCUCGGGGGUAUUCUGACGGUAGCGGUGAGACAUCGAAAGCUUUUCCACAUCAGUGAACUGGCUCGGCUAGAGUCGCAGGAAGUUCUCGCGAAGUUGAGAAGGCUCCGCCAUCCAAAUGUUCUCGAGUUCAUCCACGCGUACAAGACACACACCUCUUUACACGCCGUAUUCGAGUCCACGGCGAUCAACUUCUUGCAUUUGGUAAAAUGCCCAGUAUAUCUUGACGAGGCACAACUCGGUGCCGUGGUUGGCCAGUUAGUAGAUGGCCUUGGCUAUCUAGAAGGGGAAGGCUUCGAACAUCCUUCGCUUGACAGCAAGAAUGUCUUGGUAACUGAUGCGGGGGUGGUGAAGAUCGGCAAGUGA
Molecule: messenger RNA, 651 nt
Organism: Colletotrichum chrysophilum
Lineage: Eukaryota; Fungi; Ascomycota; Sordariomycetes; Glomerellales; Glomerellaceae
Exons: 2
Coding region: 1-651 (216 amino acids)
Biological process (GO): protein phosphorylation
Molecular function (GO): protein kinase activity; ATP binding
Source: RefSeq, a predicted model, not a curated record